Messenger RNA from Fusarium oxysporum Fo47, 1449 nucleotides. Its product is annotated as WD40-repeat-containing domain protein. Gene Ontology annotation, molecular function: protein binding. The transcript has a single exon. The coding region runs from base 1 to 1449 and encodes 482 amino acids. Lineage: Eukaryota; Fungi; Ascomycota; Sordariomycetes; Hypocreales; Nectriaceae. The record is from RefSeq and is a predicted model, not a curated record.
AUGGGGCAACACGCACAAAGCAACCAUAUGCCCCCCCAGAUGGAAAUCCCAGGGUAUGUCCGGAUCAGGUCACACAACACAAGCAACAGUCAAUUCCGGAAUUUGUUUCUUGCCCAGGAGUUGGUAGGUGGAAAGCAACCCGAGCCUGGAUAUGCUGGAUCAGCUCCGCAGACUGCCAUCGGAAGCAAGAUGUCAAGCGGUGGUGACGCUACUAUUUGGGCGGCUGAGUUCAGCCCGAGCGGCCGGUACUUGGCCGUCGCAGGCAAGGAUCGGUCCAUCAAACUGUUCAAGGUCAUCUCCACAGAAGAGGAGCGUUUGGCACAGCAGAGAUGUGAGAAUGGGACUAUACUAGGAUCGAAGAGCCUUUCAGCACCAGUAUUUCUAUCUAGGCCUUACAGAGAGUUCAAGGGCCACUCAGCCGAGAUCUUAACUUUGAGUUGGAGCAAGAAUGACUUUUUACUCUCAGGCUCGACAGACAAGACUGUUCGCUUGUGGCACCCAAGUCAGCCAACAUGCCUUCGCGUAUUUCAGCACGACAGGACUGUGACCUCAGUUGCGUUCCAUCCCACUGACGACCGCUUCUUUCUCUCUGGAUCUUUCGACGCUAUACUAAGGCUUUGGGAUAUUACAAGAACUUCGAUAAUUCACUCAUCACCCAUGGCGGGUAUCAUCACCGCUGUAGCUUUUUCGCCGGAUGGCAAGGUCGCAAUAUGUGGUAGCUUCGAUGGGAUUUGUAUCUUUCUCAACACCACCGGAUUGACGGAAAGAAGUCGAAUAUGUAUCCAGUCUUUUGGCUCCAACAGCACAGUCAGCUUCAAGAUUACAGGUCUACAGACCAUGGUUUCCUCUGACAGCAUCGACCCGACCCGCCAAGCAAAGUUAAUGAUCACGACAAAUGACUCACGAGUUCGCAUCUACAAUCUGGCCGACCAUGGCUUAGAACAUAAGCUCGAGGGAAUAAGAAGCCAGUCGAGUCAAAUCCAUGCUCGUUUCAACGACAGUGGAGAAUAUGCCAUAUGCGGCAGCGAAGACGAUGAGGUUCACAUCUGGCACUUGAAUUCUAGGGAACCGAAGGAGUCUCAUGAGAAAUUCCAUACACACUCUGAGGCGGUCACAACUGCCGGGAUGGCUCCAACUAUUACUCGAGAGAUCCUAAGUCUCUCGCAGGAUCCGAUCUACAAUCUUUGCGAUUGUGGAACUUCUGGCCGCAGCGAGUUGCACGGUCAUAAGAACAAUACAGCAAACACUUCGUGCAUAACCGAAACGGCUCUUGAUUCUUCCUCAAAGGCAACAAUGAUGAUGAACCAUGCGUCGUAUAGUGGCUCUAGCAGCCAUUCUAGUGGUCACAUAAUCGUCACAACAGAUACUAUGGGCAAGAUAAAGGUAUACCGCCAGAACUGCGCCUUUGAUAAGCGCUACGGUAUGCCUCAUGGCUAUCUGGUUACUUGA